Molecule: messenger RNA, 3039 nt
Organism: Caenorhabditis sp. 36 PRJEB53466
Lineage: Eukaryota; Metazoa; Nematoda; Chromadorea; Rhabditida; Rhabditidae
Source: the annotation of a GenBank genome assembly
AUGGCUCAAAGUACUCAUUUCAACCCGUUCGGAGAAUACGAGAGUGAUGUGAAAACGCUGAAAAUGGAACUCGAGAAGGUGUGCGAGGAUUUCGAGCGAGAUCUUCGCGAAACGACAGUGAAAGGAGGAGCGACGGCCGAAUCAAAGGAAAUCGGAACUGUUUUGGACAAAUUGACGGACGUUGUCAAAAAAAUUGUCGAAUCCGCAGUAGGAAACCAUCGAAAACUUGAUAAAAAUAGAACAUUCAGGUACAAUCGCUAGUUUCGGAGGUCGUCGAUUCACUCGCCAUGUUCGUAGUCAUUUUCACAGAGAAUUCGGAUAAGCUGAAAAACAGUGACAUGAUGAGCAUGAGCAGAUCGAUUUCGAAAUUCGUCCAAAUAGUUGCCGAUCGUAUUGCCGAGCCGUUCACCUCGGCUCUUCUGGAGCGAUGGACGCCUCUUUUCGAGGCACUUCUCGGCGCCAAAAUGAUUUUGCUCAGAGAUGUCGGAGUCGUCCUCUGGAAGGCCACUUUCCAGAAGGUCAAGGGUUCUUUGAGGUAUUCUGGACAGCUGAGGUUAGUUGAAAAGUUCACAAAACCGUCAAAAUACGGUUAAUUUUCAGAAAAAUCUUGGAGCGAAUCCCUAAGAAGUCGGGAAUAACUCUUCCCGCCGAGGAGAAGACUCCGACAGUUUUCACCGACGACGAAGAGGAAGCCAUGGACGGAAUGGGGCCUCCGGCUGCUGUCAACGCGCCGAAGCCUUCGGAAGAGAGCCAAUCCUUCCAGUUCUCGCAGCAGCCGCUGGCCGACGAGGUCGCCGAACGUCUUCUUAAGGAGAAGAAGCAGAAGGAGCUGGAGAAGGUUCAGAAGGACCCCUCGGCUCCGACGACGCCUUCUUCGCGACGUCGUCAGUCAAAAAUGGCGUCGCUUUUAGAUGAGGAUUCGUGCGAUUUUGUGCCGAUCACAGCCACUCCGCCGUCGUCGAAGCGCAAGAAUCGAUUGACCGAUCGGCAGAAGGAGAAGCUGGCGGAGGCGGGAGCUCCACGCACUGACAUAAACUACGUGGACGAGGAGUCGCAGAGCGGAGUCCAGAAGACCGAACAGAUGAAGGCGGCGCUGAAGGCGAUGAACUUUGACGUCGCCGAGGAGAGCAUGAGCAGCGCGCCGGUGAUCAGAAAACAGCUUUUCGACACAACGACGACGACGGACGGGGAGAUUUUCGCGAAUUCCGACGAGAAAACGGAGGAGAACUCGAAAAUGACAGAGACGACCGAGGAGAAGACUCCGUCGAAACGGAAGGGCGGACGAACGAAGAAGACGCCGAAGCAGUGCCCUCCGGAGAGUUCGCCGGUUCCGAAGAAACGGCUCCGCUCUUCGAUGCUCCAGAAGACCGACUCCACUGAUUCAGAAGGGUCCACAAAGUCGCCAGAAGCCAAAAAGGCGGAUGCGUCAGUUGAGAAGGCACUUGAAUCUCCGGAGCCUCGUGAAAUGACUCCAGAAUCGAAAGAAUUGGUCGACGUCGAGAUGAAGGAUUCGGAUGACAAUCUGGAGGUGUCUCCGCCGAAAACACCGCGAACUCCGUCGAUUUUGAGGCUUUCGAAGCGGGGAAUAGAGACGCCGGCCAGCGAGAAAAAGGUAAAUGAGAUCGCAGGAAAGAGACGGUACUAAAUUAGUCCAGUUAUUGCAGAAAAACCGUGUGCACUUUGGCGAGGAAUCCCUUCCGAAAGACGGUCUCUCCAACCCGUCAACUCCUCGUCGUUCCUCGCAAAUUGUGCUCGCUAUCGUCACGAAAAGUCCGCAGAAGCCGUUGCAGAAGACGUCCGCUCCUUCCGCUGCCGCUUCUUCCUCCUCUUCUCUCCCGUCUGCUUCUGAAUGUGCGCCCAUCGGCCUUCUGGAGAUUGAGGAUCCGACGUCGUCGAACUCUCCGAUCUACCGUCCGCUCAUGGAGUGCGUCGAUCCGAUCGAGAGGAUCGUGCGCAAUCUCUCGUCGCUCCUUUCGAAACCGGCUGUUGACGCGACGAAGCGAGCGCUCCAGCAGGCGGGCAUCCAGACGGUCGGAGAUUUUGCCGCCAUCUCUCGCAAGCAGCUCAACGAACUCGCGGGCAUCAAGCAUCCGAAGGAGAAGUGCGCACGCUCGGUUCUCGCAGAGUACGACGCCAGGAAACGGGCGGAGCAGCGCGUUUCCGAGGAGCGGCAGAAGCCGUUGACGGUCUCGGUGGAGGAGACGGAGAGCAUGGAUACCACCGAAAAGACUGAUGAUUCUCCGCUGCCGGCGAUGCCCAUGAUCAUGUCUAUUAGUCCGCCGAAGGUGACGACGAUGCUGUCUCCAGCUCCGAUCGUUCCGACUUCGACGCCCGCAGAUUCGGAGAACUGCAAGAAGACGGCGAUGUUGGUGCAGAAGGCGGUCAACGCCGACGAGGUUCGCAAGAAUCUGGCGCCGAUCUUCGACAAGACCAAGACGAUCCGAAUGGAGGUAACGAUUGAAGUCCCCUAUCUUUCUUCUAGAUUUUUCACACUUUCAGAGCCCCCUUAACAUCCAGAAGAUGCCGUUGACACCGUUAACUCCACAGAAGCCGACUUCAACUACUCCAGCUCCUUCCAAAGCGGAAAAAGUGCCAACUACGGGUGUGAACUCUAUGAUCGAAGGUAGUCUCCAUUCAGAUUCCCCUUUUUCAUUUUCUCAUUCAGAUUCCCGUCUUCUCCAUCGCAUCUGCAGCUCCCUGUCGCGCGCGCACUCCGUCAACCAGUUGCCUACCGAAAAAUGGACUUCCCUGCUGGAUACGGUCAACAAAGCGGCGAUCCUCUUCAAGAACAUUGUUCAGGAGCGCGGAAGUUUGCUCUCCGAAUGGGACGACGUCGACUUUGAGAACGGACCCGCGUGCGGAAGCGUUCUGGCGCCGGAGGAGGACGUGAAGACGUUGCGAGCGGUGUACCGGAGGAUGUCGCGACAUCACGCACUCGGAGACGUCGACGAUGUCGACUGGAAGGCCAUCAUGGAGACGGUCAACGAGGCCGCUGUUCUUCUGCGGAGCAUAGUUGCCGAACGGGCUCCCAGAGCAUAA